This is a messenger RNA of Mesoplodon densirostris (Blainville's beaked whale), 5241 nucleotides long. RefSeq names its product leucine rich repeats and calponin homology domain containing 3 (gene LRCH3). The record is from RefSeq and is a predicted model, not a curated record. The transcript has 20 exons. Lineage: Eukaryota; Metazoa; Chordata; Mammalia; Artiodactyla; Ziphiidae. Gene Ontology annotation, molecular function: protein binding. The coding region runs from base 23 to 2371 and encodes 782 amino acids.
CCGGAGAGUUGUCGGCUGGGAAAUGGCGGCCGCGGGCUUGGUCGCUGUGGCCACGGCUGCAGAGUACUCUGGCCCAGUAGCGUCGGGAGGUAACCUCUCCGUUGUUAACUGCGGCCCGAACUCCGGGGCAGGCCCAGGUCCUGGCCCGGGCUCAUGGAGCCGCUCCCUCGACCGAGCGCUGGAGGAGGCGGCGGUAACCGGGGUGCUGAGCCUGAGCGGCCGGAAACUGAGGGAGUUUCCCCGGGGAGCGGCCAACCACGACCUGACGGACACCACCCGGGCCGAUCUGUCACGAAAUCGCCUCUCAGAAAUUCCCAUAGAAGCAUGUCACUUCGUUUCUCUUGAGAAUCUCAAUUUAUACCAAAAUUGUAUUCGGUAUAUACCAGAGGCAAUUCUAAACUUGCAAGCUCUAACAUUCUUAAAUAUUAGUCGAAACCAGCUGUCAACAUUGCCAGUACACUUGUGUGAUUUACCAUUGAAAGUCUUAAUUGCUAGUAAUAACAAAUUGGUCUCACUUCCAGAAGAAAUUGGACAUCUCAGACAUUUAACAGAACUUGAUGUGAGCUGCAAUGAAAUUCAAACAAUCCCUUCCCAAAUUGGUAAUUUGGAGGCCUUGCGAGACCUUAAUGUAAGAAGAAAUCACUUAGUACGUUUGCCUGAAGAGCUAGCAGAGUUGCCUUUGAUACGGUUAGACUUUUCCUGCAAUAAAAUUACAACAAUCCCUGUUUGUUAUCGGAAUCUCAGGCACCUACAGAUGAUCACCCUAGAUAAUAAUCCACUACAAUCUCCUCCUGCACAGAUAUGUAUAAAAGGCAAAAUCCACAUAUUUAAAUACCUGAACAUACAGGCUUGUAAGAUUGCUCCAGAUCUGCCAGAUUAUGAUAGGAGACCCAUGGGUUUUGGCUCCUGCCACGAAGAACUGUACUCAGGUCGCCCCUAUGGAGCCCUUGAUUCAGGUUUCAAUAGUGUGGACAGUGGUGAUAAGAGAUGGUCAGGGAAUGAACCUACAGAUGAAUUUUCAGAUCUGCCUCUUCGUGUAGCAGAAAUUACUAAAGAACAAAGACUACGAAGAGAAAGCCAGUACCAGGAGAAUCGCAGCAGUAUAGUAGUAACAAAUGGUGGAGUGGAGCAUGAUCUGGAUCAGAUUGACUAUAUUGACAGCUGUACUGCAGAGGAAGAAGAGGAAGAAGUGAGACCACCCAAGGGCCUGGACUCAGACAGCCUCAGUUCACAGUUUAUGGCAUAUAUUGAACAACGGCGAAUCUCUCAUGAGGGUUCACCAGUAAAGCCAGUACCCAUGAGGGAAUUUCAAAAAACAGAAGACACAAGAAGAUAUUCACAUCACAACAGGGUUCCAGCUGAGCCAUCUUCUCUCUUAUCACUAUCACCAAGUCAUAAUCAGUUUUCACAUGCAGACUUGGAACUUCAUCGGAGAAGAGAACAAUUAAUAGAACGUACUCGGAGAGAGGCACAACUUGCUGCCCUACAGUAUGAGGAGGAGAAAAUAAGGACUAAGCAGAUUCAAAGAGAUGCUGUCCUGGACUUUGUCAAGUGUCCCUUCCCAUCCAGAAGGUCUCAGCACACUGAUGAUAGUGCCUUGUUAGUGUCGCUGUCAGGUGUGAAUCAAGUGGGCUGUGCUGCUACCCUGCCUCAUUCUUCUGCCUUCAGGCCUCUUAAGAAUGAUCACAGAUCUAAUGCUAUAUCAAGUUCACCUACAACAGAAACAGUUCAUCAUUCCCCUGCAUAUUCUUUUCCUGCUGCUAUUCAGAGAAACCAGGCCCAGCGCCCUGAAAGCUUCCUUUUCAGAGGAGCUGUCAGGGCAGAAACAAAUAAAGGUCAUGCGUCACCCCUUCUUUCAUCUUCUGCACCUACCACUGAUUUUAAAGAUCCGGUAACAAGACAGAAUUCAAGACAGAGAGAAGAAGAGCUGGAAUUAAUAGAUCAACUACGGAAACAUAUUGAGUACCGGUUAAAAGUAUCUCUGCCUUGUGAUCUUGGAGCAGCUCUAACCGAUGGUGUUGUUCUUUGCCAUUUGGCCAAUCAUGUGCGGCCUCGAUCUGUCCCAAGCAUUCACGUUCCCUCACCAGCUGUACCUAAAUUAACAAUGGCAAAAUGCAGACGAAAUGUGGAGAAUUUCCUCGAAGCUUGCAGAAAAAUUGGUGUACCUCAGGACAAUCUUUGUUCCCCUUCUGACAUCCUUCAGCUAAACCUCAGCGUAAAAAGAACUGUUGAAACACUACUUUCUCUUGGGGCACAUUCAGAAGAAUCCAGUUUUGUCUCUCUAUCUAUCCAGCUUUUGGGUUUUGUGGCAUUUUAUUGUACUUUAAUGUUAACUCUCUGUAUGUUUUAUUACUGGAUCUUCCCCCUCUAGCCGAAAGUGCAUUCCAGUGAUUUUUCCAUCUCAUUCCUGUGCUUGGUAAAGGAGGUUUGUUUCUCAUUCAAAAGUAUUUACAUAUGUGCUUUUUUUUAAUUGGUUAGCCAUCAAAGAGCUAACCAAUAAAGUAGAUAAAUUCUUUCCUCAUGUGUCCAGAUGAGCAGCUUAUCAUAUUAGGAAGCAUUUAUGAUUGCUAACAAAGAGCAGAAAGACCAGUAUAUUUUCUUCUGCUCAUUUGUCCAUUCUCCUGGCCUAUAUGUGGCCUUGUUUCUCUUAUCAUAAAUGCUGAGCAGGGUCUACUAAUACAAUCCUGAGCCUGUUGUUAGAAUAUGACUUAGAACUUUAUUUCCAAAUGGCAUAAUAAAGUUUCCAUCUGGCCUUCUUUCCAUGCCUCAACACAACUUAAGUGUUGAAAUUGUGAGAAGUAUUAAAAUUACGAGUUGCUGAACUUUUCAACAGCCGUUCAUGAGGAAACAGUUGUACCCCUUAUGUUCUGGGGAGCACCUGGUCACUUAGAUCUCUGCAUUGAGCUGUGCCCUGAAAUCCUGAAAUCUGUCUUUAUUGGUAGGCACAAGUCCACCUAAUAAGCAUCUGCUCUCUGGACAUCUGGAAGGCACUGGCCAUUUAAUCUUAAUAAUUUUAAUUUGAUCAGAAUGUUCAGUCCAAAGAUAAUGUAGGUUCCCUAGAUUGCUCUUCUGAGCCCAUUGUGUACAUUGGAAACAGUACACAAGCAAAUUAUCUGGAGCUGACCUUUCAGGGGUAGGCACCUGUCUGCACAUUUAUUAUGUUUAUUAUCUUUAACUUCACUUCUAGAAUCCUAUUUAGAAUUUAAAAUUGGAAUUUAUGUAAUUUCCAAUAUAUUUGAACCAUCUUAAUAGGUGAACUUAUAUUUGAUAGGCUGUUGAGGAGAUUAUUUCUGAACAGUAGCAGGUAAAGAAUUAGGCAGCAAUCUCUGUUCUGUACCCAAGGCAAUGAAUGCCUCUUUCAGAAUGCUUAGUAUAUUAGCUGCUAGCCUUAAUGCUUGAAAGUACUUUAUAAUUGCAUUCAGAUUCUGGUUCUCAUAAAUAGUGUUUCUGAACAUUCAGGAAUCUCUGAACUCUGUUAAGAAAAUUGGACAACUGAACUCACGUAUGAAGGAAGAUUGUGAGGAACCAUAUCAUGUUGUAGAAGUCAAUCUGAGGAUCUGAUUGCUUUGGUUUUCUUUCAUAUUAAAUGGGAAAAUUAUUUAACACAUUAAAAACCUUUUAUUUUUAAUGCUGAAACAUUGAACACUGUGUUGAAAACAGCAGUAGUGCCUUUUGGAGUUGAGGGGAGGUUUUUUUUUAAGAUGUCUCUGAGUCAGAGAUCAUUCAGUUUUGUGAAGUUCUGUCCCUUUAAAAAAACACAUGGUGUUUUUUGUGGUUUUGGGGGAGUAAUGGUGCAUUCUCUUCAGAACAGAGUUCCCUCUAAGCCAGCUAGAAGGUAAAUGUGCAUCUGGAAAGCAUAAGCCACUGAGGGAAUGUGUAAGCCACGGGCUUACAGGUCGCAGGGUACCCCUGGAAACAGAGAUCAAGGAAUCGGCCUCAGAGGAAAUAUGUCUCCCCCCAGAGUAAAACACCCUGCAGGUUCAUUUUAAGUAUAGUUAAUCUGUACUUCAGUUGUACUCAGAAGAUUUAUUCAAAGUUGCUAGUUUCUUAAGAUCAAAAGAUUCCAUUUACCUUGUUUUAUCAAGGUAAGUAUUAAAUAAAAAGAAAGUGAUUAAGAAGCACAAGUACCAAUAACGGUUCAUAAAACAUACUUGUUAUAUUUUUUAUUGCAACUGGUUUUGUAAAACUUCCUAAUAAUAUAUUAAGUGCCAAUGAAAAGCUGAGAAAAAUCCAGUUAUCUUCUUUUAUAAGUAUGUAUAGUCUUUUUCAGUAGAACCAGAAUUCCACUUUCAUUCCUUUAAGAGUAACCUCUUCUUUCUUUCAUCUAAUCAAUGAUAGAUGUUAUUCUUAUGAUAUGCCUUUUUGUCUUACAAGAAAGGAUUAACCAAACACAUUAAUGAGGUAAUAAACAAGAUAGAAGUAAUUUAACUUGCUUAAGCAAACAUGUAAAUGCUUUUCAAAUAUAUGUUAAUUAAUGUGUUCCUGACUAAGCUCACAUCAUAGUUCUCCAGCAUAAUUUAAUCCAUUAAAUACCAGGAUAUAAAAUACUUUUUCAAAUAUAAUUUCUUUAUUUAAGUUCUGUAAUUCAAGUUUUUAAGUAAUUCAAACCGGGCCUUCCGUGAAUUAUCCAGUGUAGGGGACAAUUUCUCAAAUACUUCUAAAUCUCAAGGAUAUACUUCAGUUUCUUCCUGUGAUCCCUGCCUGGUCUGAGAACCUGAUUUUCAUAGUCAGGACUAAAUGUAGAGAGCAUUCCUCUCUCAUGCAGUCUGAGUUAUGGCAUGAAACUAUCUUGCAUUCCAAUGGUUUGUAAUUUCCAAAGCGCUUUCUCCUACAAUGUUAUAUCUUUAGGCUUCAGCCAUCCGGUAACUUGGAACUGUUUUUCUAUUUUCACCUGCCUCAUUUUACUGAUCUGCAUUGCUCUUCUAUUUAUCAGCGGUGAAGGAUGCUGCUUUUAUUCCAUAGUAGUAUGUUUAUCUUCUGUUGUAUGUAAAAGUGUAUGUAACUUGUCCAUUUUCUAAUAUUCAAAAUGAUCUGUAUGUACUUUUAGAUGUAUUAAUAAAAAAAAAGUGACGAGUGUCAGGUACCAUCUCUGUGUAACUCAUAUUAACAGAGGUCAGAUUCUCAGGUACUGACUUCUCGUAUCUCAGUUCAUUAUUAUGAGGGAGAGAAGAGAUGCUUAUUUUUUCUUUUCAGUUCUGUGAUGUUCAUCCUCUUUUCUCUUCUGUUUGUUUUUAUGUUACA